ACUUGAAAAAAAUAUCUUGGGCAUACGCGGACUUUUUGGCGGGAACGCGAGGAGUGAAGUUGUGUGAUUUGUUUUAUUUUGUCUAUUUAGUGUUUCUUCAGGUUUAAAUGUGUAAUAAUGGUGGUUUAUUAACUGUUUAAUAUCUGUGAAAGUGCACAAAUGUGGGAAAAUGAAAUAAAGCCGCUGGACGUAACUUCCCGGGAUCCUCCAAUAAGUCCACUGAAAAAAUCUUAGUAAAUGACCACCAUUUUACUGAGAUUGUAUUUCAUCCCAUAUCAUCUCAUUUCAUUUCAUUUAAUUUCAUCCCAGCUGAUUAAUGUCUCAAAUUAAUCAUCCUCAUUUCAUUUAACUCCAUAAUAUCAUUUUUCAUAAAAAUAUGAAUAUAAAUUAAAAUAAGACAUGACUUAAAGGUCUCAGAUACCAGGUCAUAAAAUCUCUUAAAUAAAUUGGGCAUACGCGGGACUUUUUGGCGGGAACGCGUGGAGUGAAGUUGUUUUAUUUUGUCUAUUUAGUGUUUCUUUGGAUUUAAAUGUGUAAUAAUGGUGGUUUAUUAACUGUUUAAUAUCUGUCAAAGUGCACAAAUAUGGGAAAAUGAAACAAAGCCGCUGGACGUAACUUCUUGGGAUCCUCCAAAAAGUCCACUGAAAAAAUCUUUUUAAAUGACCACCAUUUUACUGAGAUUAUAAUAAUAUUUCAUCUCAUAUUAACUCAUUUCAUUUCAUCCCAGUUGAUUAAUGUCUCAAAUUAAUCAUCUUCAUUUCAUUUCACUCCAUAAUAUCAUUUUUCAUAAAAAUGUGCUUAUAGAUUAAAAUAAGACAUGACUUAAAGGUCUCAGUUUAGUUACCAGGUCAUAAAUUCCCUUAAAAAAAAAUUGGGCAUACGUAUGUAUGUUCGAGUAACAUCAUAAGAGCGACCGGUUGGUGGUGUAUCGCAUCUUGACUUGACAGCUUCGUUCUGUCAGUAGGAUAUUCUGGAACACCAGCGGCACACCUGCGCAUAGACUGCCAACGUCCAGAGCCUCCGAUCCCUCCGUCGGCCGGGCGUCCCUGGGGUGAGCUGCGCGUCUGGUUACAAUGUUAAUCGCGGUAAUCCCCUUACCCCACCCGGGUUUUGAUCUCGAGGUAUCGGACCAUUGUGCGAAAGUGCAGGGGAGUCAUUUAGUGGGUAGGGGCAUAAAUUCUAUCCCUUGGGCCCGCGGGCUACUCCUAGCAUCUGCGGACCGUCCAGUCCACAUACCCCGUCUGCCCCCCAGGCACGGGGACCUCGUAGGACGUUCGGCUCCCCGUUCAAAAUGCGCUGCUGAGAUAGUAAGGAAACACGAAGAUAUAAAUACUUACAUACUCAGCGAGAUCCAUGUUGUUCUUAAAGCACUAAUGGGCUAUAAGAUAUAAUCCGAGUUGACGCUAGGGAUGAAUAAAUGCCAAAAAUGGGAUUGGAUUGGAUAAGAGUGCCAGUAAGGAUAGUGUAGGUGCACUGGAAUUGUGGAGUAUCAGACACACAUAAGUAAAACAGUUUCUAUGUGAAACUAAUCCAGACAAAGCAAAUUAGACUUUCCAAAUUUAUGUUCUGAAAUAAAUUUUCGCAUACGUAUGCAUACCUGUUUGGAGCACUGUACCUGUAGAUUUUUCGUGUAAGAAGUGAAACCAUGCAAUACACACUCUAUGAAUGUCUUCUUGUCCUGUAAAACUGAAAAGGCCUCGUAUCCACGUAAUCUUGUUUGUCCACGUAAUCACGUUUGUUGGAAACAAAAAAAAACAAAUCCAUGGGAAAGAUCAGCCCCCCCGGUGAAGGUCACGGGGCAACAUGAGGCGGUCGAGGCAGCGUGGCGCAUUACCAGCACUCUAGCGCGCUGCCAAGCAGGAAUAUCUUCGAGGUAAAAGAGCAACCGGUUGACGGUGUACUGCAUCCCGACCUAGCAGGCUGGUUCUGGUCCAGCGGAGUAUCUCGGGGUAUCGGCGGCACCGUCUGGGCGGCCUGACGAGCUGCCCAUGCCGUACCGAGACGGCUGACGUUUCGGAACCUUCGAUUCGCUUCGAAAGCUUCGUCGACCGGGUGUCCUUGGGGUGAGCUGCACCGUCUGGUUGUAGUGUUGAUCGCGGUAACCCCCUUACCUCAUCCGGGUUCUGACCUCGGAGGGGAUAGGACGCUUGGGCGAAGACUGCAAGGGAGUCGUUUGUAGGUGGGUCCGGACCAGUCCUACAUACCCCGAGCGCCCCCUAAGCGCGGGGACCUCGUAGGAGAAGGGCAACAGACACAAGAAAAAAAAGGGGGUAAAAUCAGCUGUUAGCAAUACAUAUUGGGAGCCAUGAAAGACAAGCAUUAAUUUAUUGCUCUUCUGGGCUUCCAGUUCACUUAAAAUACAUUAUGGCUUGUACAUUCAACUUGAAUAAAAAUUUGAACGUUCCCUUUGCCUACCAAAGUAGAUAAAAGAAAACAGUUAUAGUUUUAAAAGUAGCUGCCAAUAUUAGUACGGCACCGUCUAAUCGCGAUUUCAGUUUUUUUUUUUUAAGACUUUUGCCUAUGUGCUUAGUGCGAGUUUUUUAACUAUACUGAGACCUUAGAACAUAUAUCUCAAGGUGGGUGGCGCAUUUACGAUUUAGAUGUAUAUGGGCUCCACUAACCACUUAACACCAGAUGGGCUGUGAGCUCGUCCACCAUCUAAGCAAUAAAUAAAAAAACUAACUCAAAUUUGUAUGGGGACUUGGAACAGCGCCCUUGCAUUUGCCGCUAGGGGCGUUGUUCCAACUCGCACUGAGCGCACUGGUGACGAAAAAUUUCAAAGAAAUUAUGCACCAUAGAUAAUAAAUACUAUACACAUUAACCGGCCUCUCAUUUAAAUUAAAUAUCGCUUGUGGCUAUAGUGCGUUUGCAUUAUAAAUUUUGAGGGCUUCAUUGAAUAUAAUCCAAAGUAAAAAAAAAAGAAAAAUACGGUAUUACAUAAAUCUUAAAACCUACUUAAAAUACUAGCUUAUGUUUGUUUGUAGAGUUUGUAAAAAAUGUAUUGUUCCUAGAAAAUAGUAGCUACUUAACGACAGUUAUAGUCACUGAGUUUCUUGCCGGAUCUUCUCAGUGGGUCGCGAUUUCGAUACGGUGGUAGAUUCAGCGAAGCACUGCCCUCGCUAGGGCUAGAGUUAGCAUUUCUCUCAGGUUGAGUCCGUAAGCUCAUCUACCGCUCCGCGCGUAGUUUUGCAUAUACCCGUAAGCUACCAACUAUUAGGUAGAGAAACAAAAGAUAGUUUCUUUCUUCAAAAGAUAGUUUUUCUUGGAUAAAGCUACUCUUAGAUUGACGUUAGCGUAUAAGUGCUAAAGGUUUAUCAUAUUAUGAAAUUAAAAAGUAGGAUAUAUAACCUAAAAAAUAAAAACUUUAAUUAAACAUCAAACUUCAUUAUCAUAAAAUUAUUCUCACAUAACGGUUUCAGUAAAUACUGACAAACAAAAAAAUUAAACAUCUUCUGUUUCGUAAUCAGGAAAUUGUAUUAUUCAUAUUUUUAUUUCGUUAAAAGAAGUUGAAUUUUUAGAAUAAUAUACCUACCUCUAUAAAUAAUAUAUACCUCCAUACGUCAACUGUUACAAUAGGUAUUUUUGACAAAAUAACGAUCCUGCACUUCACACCGAUUAGCGUAAAGCUUUACAAUAAGAAAAUGCAGAGUUUCUGCUUUUGCCUAGAAGCACAAAGCACUUAUGCACGAAGACCGUUGUUAUGAAUUCUUCUUUCAACACGUGUUCACCUACUGCUGAGUGUAGGUCUCUUCAAACGUACUCCAUUCUUUUAUAACUUGAGAGUCCGAAAUCGCGGCUUAAGGUGGACAGCGUCGUCGUGUCUAAUUGCUCCAAUAACCGCUUACUAACACUUUAAGCUCAGCUUCGAAUAUGGCGUGUCGGACUAAAAUAGCAUCAUCCCUUUUCUUUUCGUGGGUGUCGUAAAAGUCGACUAAAGGAUUCAUCAGUGAGUGGGCAGGGGUAAACUCCGAGGAUACCUCCAUCGUUGUUAUAUCUAUGGGCUCGAAAAAACCAUUUAAUAUUAGCUCGGUUACUCAUCAAUGCAAAAAAAAGUUAUCAGUAAGAAAAAUGAAAAAAAUCUGAGAAAUAUAUUUUUCAAUUUCGAUUUUCGAUUACGCCAUGUAAUUAUUCGAUUAUAUCUGGAAAAGGGCGCAUACUUAAGCCCACGCACCGCUCAAGUAUUGCAUAACACGAUGUCCUGAGGAGGAUUGAGCGGUGACGCUCGUAGGCGGGUGGUCGGAGCAUGCGCGAACUGUUCGCAGAUCGAUAUCAGGGAAGUGGGUUCUGGAGCGAGCCGCGCCGCCAGUGUCCGGCAGGCGCCUUCAGCAGAGUGCUCGCCUCGCGUACUGUCCCCUCGUCUCCGCGUUGCGAUGAAGCAACUCAAAAAUCUAGACGAAAAAACGUAUAAUGCUAAAACUACCAAAAGGCCUUAAGAAGAAGAAAAAGGGAAAAAAGUCAAAGCGCAAAGGAGAAGAGGAGCUUUUUACCGAAGAAGAACUUGAAAAGUACAGAAGAGAACAUCAAAACUCUGAAACUGGUGAGGGAUCAACCAAAGAAAAUGAAGAAUGGUCCAAAUUCAAAGAUUUAACUACAGGGGUCGACUCAGUACUUAAGAAAACUCAAGGAGAUUUAGAUCGUAUAAAAUCCACAUCUUUCUUUCAAAGAGUUCCAGCGAAGGCCAAAGAGCAGUCUGCACCGAAAGCAGCACCAAACAGACCUGUAGUUGAGGUGACGGAAGCUGAUUUUCCUAAAUUAGUUCAAGCAGUCGCAGAAGAAGAAGCAGAUAAAAGUGAAUACGGAGUUACUGACGACGAAUCUGAAGAAGAGGAUCAAGACGACAUUUUUGAUACUUCAUACGUAGAUGCAGUUGAACGAGGUGAAGUAAAACUUGCUUAUGUUCCUGAUUCACCAGAAGACUUUCAAGAUGAUGAUAUAUUUGAUACGUCACACGUAGACGCUUUAAUCAAAGGCCACGAAGUAAAAGCUUCUAAAGGAAAGAAAACGUUAGACAUUGGCGUUGCUGUUGAAGUUCUAACCGGGCGUAUCGAUAACCUGACUAUUACCACAAAACGACCAAAGAGAGUAAUACCUGGCGACUUACUCUUAGAAAAUACUACAGAUGAAACCCCUGCUAUCAGCAAGGUAACUGCAAGUGACCCAGUUGAAAAAAGUAUCUUAGAUCUUGAUGCAGACAUACCAGUAACGACUCCCAUUGAUCUGAGUGUCUCUCUACAUACAUCAUUCAUACAGCAAAAGAAACAAGAAAGCCCGCUUAACAGUGAAAAACUAAAUGCUGAAGAUACUCACACGGAAGAAAUUGACGAAUUUACUUUACUAGCGGCAGAGUCGUUAGAAGCGAGUACUGAAGUAACAAAACUACAAGAAAAGGAAAUUAAAUUAGAACCAGUCGUCCAAGAAUCAUGGUCUGCAUUCGAAGCCGACAAAAAUAAAUCUGUUUUUGCUGAGAGUAUUGUCGAAGAUCAGCUCGACGUCGCAGAUCCGUACGGUGACCAAAACGAUCCGUUUGAUACAAGCUUUGCCGAUGCAGUUAUACCAUCGACUUCUCUUCGAGACAUCGAAAAAGAGCCGAUCUUAGAAGACGACGACGACUUCGAUCCGCGAGCUGAAGAAAUCAGAGUUAAAUUAAAUAAUAGGAGAAAAUCCUCAGUUCGUAUACACUUGACUGAUCCUUCCGGUGUCCGCGAAUCGAUUACCUCUGAUGAUAUUGGAGAGAAAGAUGAAAGGUUUUCUCGGGAUUUAUUAGGAGGAAGUACAACAGACUUAACUCAGUUAGGUGAUUCGCCUUUAGACCCAGUUGACGUAAAUGAAGCUGAAAUAGACCCAUUCGAUACGACGAUAGUUGAUAAAAUUUCAGCACCGGGGAAAAUUGAAUUAAAGAUCCUCGAACAGGAACUUAUCGGCACAAACUCUGCAACGUUGUAUCGUGUCCCAAGUGAUCCAGACUUUGAUCCACGUGCUGACGAACCCAAAAUAGGAGAAAGACGAGCAUCUCGACCUGAGAAUUUGACAGUUAGUAAAAGUGUCAUUUUUAAUGUUGAUGAUCAGGAACCGUUAAGCUUAGACUCAAAACCAAAGCUAAUUAAGCCUUUAACUCCCUAUUAUACUCGUGAAGUCUCUAUUACCGAAGACCUAGAAGCAGAGGCAGCAGACACAUUCUCUGAAACACUCACUAGAACUCGCUCGGAUGAAGACUUAGCACCAAAAAUUAACUACGAGGCAAAGCGACGAUAUUCGGAGUUUUCUCAAACAUACCAGUCUAAGAUAAACGUGAAAACAAAAGAACUUAAGACUCGUUCAAGCAGAAUCGAAACUAAAGUUUUAACGCCUUCGGGUCCUGGAGAUUCUAGCAAUCUCGAGACAGUAGAGGUAGAUCCGUUUUAUACUUCAUUUGCAGUAAUAGCUCCCAGUAAAACUGAGUUGAAGUUGUUGGCCAAAGAGUUUUCAUGUGAAGAAGAAGAAAAAAAGGGCGAGUUAGAUUUACUGGAACCUUCAGACGAUAUAUUUCAGGUCAAAGCUCUCACUCCCGAGCCAUCAGAAACAAGACAAAGUCAAGAGGAUUUUGAUCCGUUCGAUACAUCUUUUGCGGGAGAUUUAAACCCAGGAAAAACAGAGCUAAAAUUACUUGAUAUGGGCGAGCCCGUCGCACCUGUCACUACUGAAGUACUGAAUCCGUUCAUGAUGUCAGGAGAUUCAAAUGAGAGUACAACAUUCUCAGGAGACAAUCCAUUUGCUACUAGCAACCCAUUUUCAGACUUCGGGGAUGGCUACGAGCCUCCAGUGGGUGACACAGUCCCUGUUGAUAUUUUUGGUGCAGAUCCCUCAGGCGUUGAGGCCAAACAUUUUGAUGACUUCACGGAUGAUAUAUUUCCAAAUCAACAUUCCGCCCACGAUAAGCUCGUUAAGCCAACAGAUCUUGAUCUGGGCUCCACGACCACUGACAUUAUGCAAGCACCGGAUGACGAUGUAACGAUCCCUUCCCAUCCUUUACCACCUGAAACACAAAAUCUAAUUCUGACAGUCACUGGACAAAUGGAAUUUACAAGUUCUCAUCUACUAGACAGAAUUCCACCAACUCGAACACCAAGCCCCGUUUCAGUUCGUGAUAUACACUCACCAAGUCCUACACCUGAGCCAGAACUUCAGGAAGAAUCUCGGAAUACGGAUAUAUUCGAUGUAAGCCGUAGCAAACCAUCACGGCCACCGCCAGCUCGACCACCACCAGUUGCGCGUCCACCACCUCCGCGUCCAGCACCUCCCGCACAACCACCUAUUACGCGUCCCCCACCACCACAGACGACAGAUGAUAUUAAUCUAUUCGAUGCGCCAAUACCAGCGCCAAUUGUGAAACCAACAAAAGAGGAUAUACUUAGUUUAUAUUCGGCACCGAAGAAAGAAGAAAAACAAAUAGACUUCCUGAGCGAUGAUAUACUCGAAGAAGUUCCGGUAGAUAUGCCGCAACCAACUGCAGCAGAAUUUACAGCACCAACAAACGAAACGGGACCAUUCGCGACUGAGGAAGUAAAAGAAAGCAUUACUUUGGCUGAGCCUGUUGAAUCUAACAUAUUCUCAACAACACUCGAAACUUCCGUACCAAUGGACUGUUCCGAACCAGCACCAAACUCUACCUCCGCCACUGCGAAUACUUCACCAUUCACAGAUAUGAUAAAUGAGGACUUCCAAGAGGCGCCAACAAAAGAAAUCGAGAUGAAUCCAUUCGAAAGCUUUGGGGCCUCCGAUGUUAUGUUUUCGAAUACAGCCCAAAAUGUGUUCGAUGCUAAAGUGGAAGAAUCAUCAGUUACACCGGUAGCUUGCGAUAACAUAUUUGGCGAGGCUAUCCAAGAUGACACAUUUGGUGGAACAAUUCCAACGGACAUGGACGUCGCAACAUCGGACGUAUUCGGAACAACUGAAGUCACUACCGCAAAUGACAAAGCCGAUUUAUUUGGUGGUAAUGCAAUGGACGCUUUCGAUUCACAAAUGCAACAGACACCUGAUUCGCCCUGGGGAAAUACAUCAGAUACUGUAAUGCAGGAAUCCGUUCCAGUUACUUCAGAUGCUUUUGACGCUUUUUCAGCCAAAUUUGACUCUACUGCCUCGAAUCGAGAAACCACGGAUGUGUGGGGGGAUGAAGUCCCCGCAGAUGUUGGUCCUGCAGGGUUUGAGGCUGAAGCUUUCGAUCCGUUCUUAAGCAUGGGUGCACCACCACCUCCUGCUGCUACCCCACGACUCGACCACCAAGGUUCACGGGAUUCUACAGAUGAUACUUUCACUGUCUUCAUAAGGCCGAAGGAAACAGACAAUGGCACCGAGGAGGCUGCGGUUCCCGUGUUGGCUCCACCACCACGGCCCCAAGUUCUUCCCGAAUCACCACGAACGAAUCCAUUCGACAAAGGCGAGUUUGAAGUGCAACGAUUUGAACCUCAACAAGCGGACGAACAACGUCGAGACUCCGGCAGUGAUGGCGAGGGACCACCGACUCCGCUCUUUGACGACGACGUGUCUAUGCCGCUGGAGGACUUCCCCCGUACAAAGUAUACUGGACCCGGAUGGGAAAUGCAACUACGGCAACCGAACAAGAAGAAGAUAACCGGACAAAGGUUCUGGAAAAAAAUCUUCGUGAAACUAGCGCUCCAAGGGGACAAUCCUGUAGUACAGUUGUUCAACUCGGCCGGAGACAAGGAACCGUUCCAAGAGCUACCCCUCCAAGCUUGCUACUCGGUCUCGGAGAUUGGCGCCCAACAAUACGACCAGUACGGGAAGAUCUUCACCGUGAAACUGCAGUACGUGUUCUACAAGGAACGGCCAGGGGUCAGGCCCGGACAAGUCACAAAAGCCGAGAGGAUCACCAACAAGCUGUCUCAGUUCGCGGCCUACGCUAUACAAGGCGAUUAUCAAGGAGUUAAGGAGUUUGGCAGCGAUCUACGUAAGCUUGGACUGCCGGUGGAACACGCGCCACAGGUGUCACAACUCUUCAAAAUCGGGUCGCUGUCGUACGAGGAUGUGAAGCAGUUCUCGUGCUGUAUCGAGGAGAAUCUGUUCAGGCUACACGCGCACAGAGAUCGAGCGCUUACAUACAAAAUGGAAGAGGUGCAAAUAACCGCUGUAGACGAACUGUACGUGGAGCAAGACGCCGAAGGUUCGGUCCUCAAGCAAAUCGCUCGGGUGAGAUUGUUCUUCCUGGGAUUUCUGAGUGGAAUGCCUGAUGUUGAGCUGGGAGUGAACGAUCUGCGACGUCAGGGCAAGGAGGUUGUCGGCAGACACGACAUCAUACCGGUCGUCACCGAGGAGUGGAUCCGUGUGGAGGACACCGAGUUCCAUGCGUGCGUCCAGGCCGAGGAGUUUACCAAGUGCCAAAUCAUCAAGUUCAAGCCACCGGACGCUUGCUACAUCGAGCUGAUGAGGUUCAGAGUGCGCCCCCCCAAGAACCGCGAGCUGCCUCUACAGCUGAAAGCGGUUUGGUGCGUCACCGGUAACAAGGUGGAACUCCGCGCUGACGUGUUGGUGCCGGGAUUCGCGUCUCGGAAGCUGGGGCAGGUUCCUUGCGAAGACGUCGCCAUACGAUUCCCGAUACCGGAAUGCUGGAUUUAUCUGUUCCGCGUUGAGAAACAUUUUCGAUAUGGAUCCGUUAAAUCUGCUCAUAGGCGCACUGGUAAGAUCAAAGGAAUAGAGCGUUUCCUUGGCGCCGUGGACACCCUCCAGGAGUCGCUGAUAGAAGUGACGUCAGGACAAGCCAAGUACGAACAUCAGCAUCGCGCUAUCGUCUGGAGGAUGCCGAGACUCCCCAAAGAAGGACAAGGUGCAUACACAACCCACAAUCUCGUUUGUCGCAUGGCUCUGACGUCAUACGACCAAAUACCCGCGGAGCUCGCCAAGUUCGCCUACGUGGAGUUCACGAUGCCGGCCACGCAGGUCAGCCACGUGACCGUGAGGUCCGUCUCGCUUCAAGAGCACGACGGAGACCCACCAGAAAAAUACGUUCGGUACCUGGCAAGGCAUGAGUACACAGUGGGCAUCGAACGUACGAGCGGUCAGGCCGCACCGGCGUACUCCUUGGCGACGACCGUUGAACGAACCGAACCGGAGCCUCCCGCGCCCGUAGCCCAGCCGCAACCGCCCUCUUCAGACUCCGACUCGGAUUGAAAUUUGACUUAAGGCACUGUGUAAUUAGCAAUGAAUCUCGGACCACGACCCCUUAGCGUAAAGUUCAAAAUCGCAUGUCUUAUUAACGGUGAUCUUAAGCAGUAUUUAACUAUAAGUAAAUGUUUAAAAAUAAAAACAUGAUCGGAAAAUAAUAAUAAAGCUCGAAUCGGUCAUAUGGGUCAUUAUCAGUUUGGUUUGUUGACAAAAAAAAAUUAUCACUUCAAGUGUUCGCACAUUUCAUGGAAAUGUUUGUCGGUCAGCACGGGAUUUCCCGAUUCUGAUUUGAUUUUACGAUUGAACUUCGAUCUUUUGUCUCAAGGACAGCAAAAAACCGACUCCGGUGACAAAAAAUAACCUUUAAUAUCUCUACAAUAAGUAGCACAGGAGCUAGCCACUGAUAACAGAAAUAGUAUCAAUACAAUGAGCGAACUCUUGGCCUACUCCAUAACAUCUAAUACGCAAUCUCACAAUAGCUCCAAUCUCUUUUUACAUAAUCAUAUAGACCUUAAUUACUGGCGGUAGGAUCUCUUAUGAGUCCGCACGGGUAGGUACCAUCGCUCUGCCUAUUUCUGCCGAAAAGCAGUAAUGCGUAUCGGUUUGAAGGGUGGGGCAGCCGUUGUAACUAUACCUACUGAGACCUUAGAAUUUCUAUCUCAAGGUGGGUGGCGCAUUUACGUUGCAGAUGUCUAUGGGCUCCAGUAACCGCUUAACACCAGAUGGGCUGUGAGCUCGUCCACCCAUCUAUGUAACAAAAAAAAGACCUAUAGUAAAAUUUCGAUCAUACGUGCACAAUUGCGUAUAUAACACUAAAAAUCAUCAUUUCAAUUCGUUCAAGGCUUCAGAUAAUUAAAACAGGUAUAUACUAACAAAGCUAUCUACCUAUGUGUCUCUGAAUAUUCCAAAUAGGAUAUUAAAAAUAAAAGAAAAACUCAUUCUAUCUUUAUUUUCCGAAUGAAUGCAAAAAAAUGCAGUAAUCUAAGACGUAUUCAUAGAUUUUCUACACAUAUUAAUUAAUGAUAAUAGAAAAGUAUCUUUCUCCCUUCCUCGAGCUUAAAAUACCUUUAGGUUUUAGCGUAUUACUAUAUAUUUAUAUAUUAUAUUAUCUGUGGUUUUAUCAUAGAUUUGCAUUUUUCAAUGACGAGUAACAAUUGGUACGCAGAUUACCUUAAGUUCGUGAAUAUAAUAAAAACUGUUAAUUCUAAGUUCCUUUUGUACAUUGUAAUAACUUUGGUUUCUUAUGAAUAGACAAUACACCAUACGUAUUUUCAUAGUAUAAUUUAUAUAUUUAUUUAAUAGAAUACCAGUAUAGUAUAUAUCAAUACCUAGUAUUAAUCACUGGUUUUAAAGAAGAAAUACUUUACCAAAAAAAAUUGCUAGUUUUGCACAAACAGUGCGUUUAUAUAGCUUCUUGUAUAAACAUAUCUUUCGUAUCCACGGGCUAUGUAACUAUAAAUAUCUCUCUAUUGAUUGAAAGAUGUAUUUCAAAAAUCAAUUACUUAUUCGGCACGUAAAAUGUCAAAUAAUGAAAAUAUCACGAUAGCAUUAAACAUAUUAUAAAUAUUGAAAAUUCAGUAUUCGACAUUUUAAUAAAUAAUAUGGCUACCAUAAAUGUAAGGAAAAUGAAAACUAAAUAUUACAUAAUAUUAUGCAGCAAUAUUAUAUAUGGGAUGCAAAAGAAAUAAAUGCUUUAUGUAUAAAAAAUCGUCAAACAAAUAUCCAUAUUCAGUAUUAAUUAAAUAAAAAUAAUAUGUAAAUUUAUAAUCAAAAUAUGUACACUUAAUAAGUGCGUCAUUUUAUUUUUAAUCUUCGGACAUAUACCCACCGAUUUCUAGUCAUUUGGUUUAAAUAUAAGAGAAAUUCUGUACAUACGUUGUUGUAUUAGAUAAAUUGAAAUGCAAAUGUAUGAACGCACGUUGUUAUGCUGCAUAAAGCCGUAAUUGGAUUAAAAUAAAUACUACCUAAUCCUACCUAGUAUAUGUACCUAAUAUUAAAAACACACCACACUAUGGAUUGCAGAUAUUCGGCCUUUAAUAUUAAUUUAAUGUACAUUCAAUCAACAAACAAUAAAAUUCAUAUCAACAAACAUAAUUCUGUCCAAGCUAUACCUUUUAAUAUUAAAAUUCUGAGUAUAAUAAGAAUUAUAUAAUUGAUCUUCUUAUGUAUUUUUUUUCUACUUGUUAAUGAAAGCUCAUUAAAGUUCUAUAAAACUUUAAGUGGAUGGUAAACGCAAAUUGAGAUAUUGACCAUCACUCUGUAGAUUUCAUAUAAUUAACAAAAUGCUAUUAAAUCACAUAUUUUAACCGAUGUGUAUACUUUUAAUUCUAUAAUAGUAAUUUGGUGAUCCAUUUGUCUAUGAAAUUUAAUCAAAAGUAUUAUUUGUUUGAUCUGUUGUAGGAAGGUUCUAAAGGCAUCUUUGGCCAAGCGAUUGAUCUGUUUGUGAUAUAUAACACGUUUAGUUAUUGUAUACUUAGAAUCCUAAGCAAUAUUUAGAUAUAACUAUGAAAGUACCAUCAUAUAUUUAGAUAGCACAAAAUCGUGCAUAGUUAAUGUGUUUACGGUUAAUAAAAUGCGCUAUUAGUGUUGAAGGGCUUUUUAGCGUUGAAAAUCAAUGUGUAUUCCCAUAACUUAACACAUGUUCAAUAUAAUAUUACAUUUGAUAGUAUUAUUGUUACGAAGAGUUAAGUAGAAUAAGUAUGUUACUCAAAUUGGCGUAGUAAAUAUCAUCAUAUACACAGUAGAGCAUUUGUAAAAUACGAACAUCAAAGCUAUACGCAUUGAGUAGUGGCUGAUUUAAAAAAAAAAAAAACAUUUCAAAGAAUAUGUUUUAACGCGCUUAGGAAAAAAUAUAUAUAAGUAUAUUUAAACAGAUACUAGAUCUCGUUUGAAACCUGUUACAUCGUAAAGUACCCGGUAGCGAUACUACCAAUGUAUUCCGUAUAUGGAACCUACAUUUUGUUGUGAAAUAAAGUUAAUUAUGUUCGCGUAUAA
Bombyx mori (domestic silkworm) is the source of this 13149-nucleotide messenger RNA. RefSeq names its product protein stoned-B. Lineage: Eukaryota; Metazoa; Arthropoda; Insecta; Lepidoptera; Bombycidae. Gene Ontology annotation, biological process: synaptic vesicle endocytosis; regulation of endocytosis. The transcript is spliced from 16 exons. The record is from RefSeq and is a predicted model, not a curated record. Bases 4408 to 10161 code for a protein of 1917 amino acids. Gene Ontology annotation, molecular function: clathrin-cargo adaptor activity. Gene Ontology annotation, cellular component: synaptic vesicle; clathrin-coated vesicle.